Jaculus jaculus (lesser Egyptian jerboa) is the source of this 1764-nucleotide messenger RNA. It is a transcript of the gene Gnpda2, whose product is annotated as glucosamine-6-phosphate deaminase 2. NCBI's taxonomy places the organism in Eukaryota, Metazoa, Chordata, Mammalia, Rodentia, Dipodidae. Gene Ontology annotation, biological process: D-glucosamine catabolic process; carbohydrate metabolic process; N-acetylglucosamine catabolic process. The transcript has 7 exons. Bases 138 to 986 code for a protein of 282 amino acids. The record is from RefSeq and is a predicted model, not a curated record. Gene Ontology annotation, molecular function: glucosamine-6-phosphate deaminase activity; identical protein binding. Gene Ontology annotation, cellular component: cytoplasm.
GUUCCUGCGUCUGCGCGCGGCCUGGCCGCCGGGGGUCGCCCGCGGGUUCCCGGGCGUCGCUGACUUCUUCCCCCGUUCCGACGUCGCAGGCGCCCGUGGCUGUGCGGGUUCAAAUCUUUGCUGAACGCAUCAUCACAAUGAGGCUUGUAAUUCUUGAUAACUAUGACUUGGCCAGCGAGUGGGCAGCCAAAUACAUCUGUAAUCGUAUCAUCCAGUUCAGACCUGGACAGGACAGGUACUUCACACUGGGCUUACCCACAGGAAGUACACCUUUAGGAUGUUAUAAAAAACUAAUAGAGUAUCACAAAAGUGGAAACCUUUCUUUUAAAUAUGUGAAGACAUUUAAUAUGGAUGAAUAUGUAGGACUCCCAAGAAAUCAUCCUGAAAGCUACCAUUCUUAUAUGUGGAAUAACUUUUUUAAGCAUAUUGACAUAGAUCCUCAUAAUGCUCAUAUCCUUGAUGGGAAUGCUACAGAUUUACAAGCAGAAUGUGAUGCAUUCGAAAAGAAAAUAAAAGAAGCUGGAGGGAUAGAUCUCUUUGUUGGAGGAAUAGGUCCUGAUGGCCAUAUUGCUUUCAAUGAGCCAGGAUCCAGUUUAGUAUCAAGGACAAGAUUAAAAACUCUAGCCAUGGACACCAUUUUGGCAAAUGCUAAAUAUUUUGAUGGUGAUUUAUCAAAAGUGCCAACUAUGGCUCUAACUGUUGGUGUGGGCACAGUGAUGGAUGCUAGAGAGGUGAUGAUUCUCAUAACAGGUGCACACAAGGCCUUUGCCCUGUACAAAGCAAUUGAGGAAGGUGUCAAUCACAUGUGGACUGUCUCCGCUUUCCAGCAGCAUCCACGAACUAUUUUUGUAUGUGAUGAAGAUGCUACUUUAGAGCUAAGAGUUAAAACUGUCAAGUACUUUAAAGCCUCACCUCAACCCUCCUUGUUUGAGAUGUGUCUCCACCUACCUACCACUUGUAAGCCUCUUAAUGUCCAUCCCAAUUAAAGCUACUACUACAACAGCUGAGUUAAGCAGGAGUUUUGUUGCACAGACAUCAGAAUGUUGACUUUAUUUUUCCUCGUGGUCUAGUUUAUGAAUACUUAAACCCUACUGUGGUGCUGCAUUGUCUGUAGAAAAAAUACAGAGGUUUGACAUGGGUGCUUUAGGAGGUAGGCAAGGGACAUUUUGACAAAACUGUGUAAGAUUCUAUUCUGUGAUGGACUGAGCUCCAUAAGCAAGGUCAAAUGUGUAAGCCGUGUAAAGAGGUACUUGUUUAGAGCAGCUGCAUUUAUGUGACUGGUGCUGAAAAGUAGCUGGUCAUAGAGACAGAUCAAGAAUGUAUAUACUUCUGUUACAUGGGUAAAUGGUAAUCUUUUAUUGUAAUAACUGUGCUUAAUAGGUACUAGAAAAAUGUAAACAAAUCAAACCUGUAUUUCAUGAAUGCCAUUGUGUAAAAUAAAGUUAAGGAAAUUACCAUACUUUUUUGCUUCUAAGACACAAUGAACCUGACAUUGAGAUGUGUCUUAAAGUUGGUGUCAUAUCAUAACUUAUUUGGUGUUAUUUUUCUUAGUGACUUAACAGUAAUUCCCUUAGAGAAAACCAGUUACAGUCAUAUAAAUGUAUAUGGCAAAAGUCUUCAAGGUGUUAUACAGAUGAAUGAAGUGUGGUAGGCACUAAAAAUAACCUUAUUUAUUUAUUUUUCUUUAGUUUUUCGAGGUAGGGUCUCACUCUAGCCCAGGCUGACUUGGAAUUAACUAUGUAGUCUCAAGGUGGCCUCAAACUC